This is a messenger RNA of Pyrenophora tritici-repentis Pt-1C-BFP, 648 nucleotides long. RefSeq names its product AIR1, Arginine methyltransferase-interacting protein, contains RING Zn-finger. Gene Ontology annotation, molecular function: single-stranded RNA binding; zinc ion binding; translation regulator activity. Gene Ontology annotation, cellular component: cytoplasm. The record is from RefSeq and is a predicted model, not a curated record. Gene Ontology annotation, biological process: positive regulation of cytoplasmic translation. NCBI's taxonomy places the organism in Eukaryota, Fungi, Ascomycota, Dothideomycetes, Pleosporales, Pleosporaceae.
AUGUCUUCUCUAUCUCGCCGUGCGUGCUUCAAGUGCGGUAAUGUCGGGCACUAUGCCGAGGUGUGCUCUUCGUCUGAGAGGCUCUGCUACAACUGCAAGCAGCCCGGCCACGAGUCCAACGGCUGCCCCCACCCCCGCACCACCGAGACUAAGCAGUGCUACCACUGCCAGGGUGUCGGACACGUCCAGGCUGACUGCCCAACUCUGCGCCUGAGUGGGGCUGGUACGAGCGGACGCUGCUACAGCUGCGGUCUCGCUGGUCACCUUGCUCGCAACUGCCCCAGCCCAGGAAUGGGUCGCGGCGCCGGUGCUCCCCGUGGCGGCUAUGGAGGAGGCUUCAGGGGCGGUUUCGCUGGCGGCGCUCGCCCUGCCACUUGCUACAAGUGCGGUGGACCAAACCACUUUGCCCGUGACUGCCAGGCUCAGGCUAUGAAAUGCUACGCCUGCGGAAAGCUCGGACACAUCUCCCGCGACUGCACCGCUCCCAACGGCGGACCCCUCAACACUGCCGGCAAGACUUGCUACCGCUGCGGCGAGACUGGCCACAUCUCCCGGGACUGCACCCAGCCUGAGGUGAAUGGCGAUGCUGCCACUGCUGCCGCUGCUGCACCUGUUGUUGCGCCUGCUCCCACGGCUGCCGUUGCUUAG